AUUGUGCUCUCCAUAGCCAUUUUCUGUGAUUGCUAUUUUGGUGUCAUGUUCAGUGAAGUAGCAUUCCUAUUAAACUCUUUCUAUUCUGGAAAGGCUUUGAGAGGACAAGAAGGAACUUGUUUUGCGUUUGGUUGCAGAAGACAUCGUUCGUGCUUUACAUACAGGACCCUCCGGCACACAACUUGUGUUCCGCGUGUCCUUAACGUUGACAUGGAUGGAAAGCUUGUGACCAUUCGCAGUCGAAUAAGCUCGAUAAAGAAUACACAGAAAAUAACAGAGGCCAUGAGACUAGUUGCUGCAGCCAAAGUAAGAAGAGCUCAGGAGGCAGUGUUGAGUACGCGCCCUUUUUCGGAGAAUCUUCAAAAGGUUCUAGGAGGGCUAAUUUUAAGAUUGAAGAAAGAGUUGGUAGAUUUACCGUUGUUGAAGGAGCGAACCCCUCAUACCUUGGUUUUGGUUGUAAUUACUGGAGACAGAGGACUCUGUGGUUCGUACAAUUCAUAUAUUAUAAAAAGGACCGAAAACAGGCUGGCGGAACUGAAGAAGGAAGGUAUUAAUGCAGAGCUCGUUUGUAUUGGUGCGAAAGGAUAUCAGUUCUUCAAAAGGAGAGGAUACCCUAUUCGAAAAUACUUGAGAGUAGGACAGUCUCCAACAGCAGAGAGCGCAACUGAGAUAUCAGAGUAUCUACUGGCUGAGUUUUUAUCUGGUGAAGUGGACCGAGUAGAACUCUUAUACACCCGCUUUGUAUCAUUGAUAUCUUCGCAACCUUCCAUUCGCACCUUGCUUCCCUUGAAUCCCUCAGGUUUAGAGUCAAAGGGUGAUGAAAUAUUUCAGUUGAGAACAAGAGGUGGAAAGUUCCAGUUGGAGAGGUCUCAGAUACCUGGGUCUGAACCACGAGAUUUUCCCAGAGAUAUGAUUUUUGAGCAAGAUCCUUUGCAAAUCCUGAGUGCUAUUUUACCACUUUAUCUUAAUGGCCAAAUUUUAAGAACUCUUCAAGAGUCAUUUGCAUCAGAGUUGGCGAGUCGAAUGAGCGCAAUGUCUUCAGCAUCGGACAAUGCAAAGGAGUUGGCGAAAACAUUGACACUUGAAUUGAAUCGAGCCCGUCAAGCUGCAAUUACACAGGAACUCGCAGAAAUAGUGGGAGCUGCAUCGGCACUUCAGUGAGAAGAUAUUAUUCUUAACUGAUUGGGAAGUCAAUUGGGUUGGAUGAAAUUUCAUAAACUUUUGGUUUAAAGUUAUUUCUUAUUUGUUCACAAAUUUGCAUGAACCAUUUACAGAGUAUUUCUAGUUUAAAAUGUGU
Molecule: messenger RNA, 1297 nt
Organism: Galdieria sulphuraria
Lineage: Eukaryota; Rhodophyta; Bangiophyceae; Galdieriales; Galdieriaceae
Product: F-type H+-transporting ATPase subunit gamma
Exons: 6
Coding region: 46-1161 (371 amino acids)
Biological process (GO): proton motive force-driven ATP synthesis
Cellular component (GO): chloroplast thylakoid membrane
Molecular function (GO): proton-transporting ATP synthase activity, rotational mechanism
Source: RefSeq, a predicted model, not a curated record